This is a messenger RNA of Malaya genurostris, 1747 nucleotides long. It is a transcript of the gene rept, whose product is annotated as ruvB-like helicase 2. Bases 231 to 1622 code for a protein of 463 amino acids. Gene Ontology annotation, molecular function: ATP binding; DNA helicase activity; ATP hydrolysis activity. NCBI's taxonomy places the organism in Eukaryota, Metazoa, Arthropoda, Insecta, Diptera, Culicidae. The transcript has 3 exons. The record is from RefSeq and is a predicted model, not a curated record. Gene Ontology annotation, cellular component: R2TP complex; NuA4 histone acetyltransferase complex; Swr1 complex. Gene Ontology annotation, biological process: chromatin remodeling; regulation of transcription by RNA polymerase II; box C/D snoRNP assembly.
AGUUUUAGGCGAUAAGCAACUCUCUCAGCAGGCCGUUCAAUUUUGUUGGUCUUUGAACGCUUGUUGAAAGACAUAUUGCACGAAAUAUUCGUUCAAUUUGCUGGAACGGUUUGUUGUUGUUUCUUCUCUUGCAAAAAUAGUGUGAAAAUUAAGUGUUACCUUUACAUAGAGAGAAAAUUUGUUGUUAUUCUACGUGAAGUAGAAGUAUUGUGCAGAUUAACUGAGAAAUAAUGGCAGAACUGGACAAGAUCGAAGUUCGCGAUAUAACUCGAAUUGAACGCAUCGGUGCUCAUUCGCACAUCCGAGGCCUAGGUUUGGACGAUGUCCUGGAAGCUCGUGCCGUAUCGCAGGGAAUGGUGGGCCAGAAGGAGGCUCGGCGUGCUGCUGGAAUAGUAGUACAAAUGGUGCGUGAAGGAAAAAUUGCCGGUCGAUGUAUUUUACUCGCAGGAGAGCCUAGUACGGGGAAGACUGCCAUAGCCGUUGGAAUGGCACAGGCACUAGGAAACGAGACUCCUUUCACCAGCAUGUCUGGUUCGGAAAUCUAUUCACUGGAAAUGAACAAAACUGAGGCGCUUUGUCAGGCAUUACGUAAAAGCAUUGGGGUUCGGAUUAAGGAAGAAACCGAAGUAAUAGAAGGCGAAGUUGUGGAGAUUCAGAUUGAUAGACCGGCAACCGGAACGGGACAGAAAGUUGGUAAAGUGACCAUUAAAACAACAGAUAUGGAAACUAAUUACGAUUUGGGUAACAAGAUAAUCGAAUGCUUUAUGAAAGAGAAAAUUCAAGCCGGAGACGUCAUUGUUAUCGACAAAGCGUCCGGUAAAGUUAGUAAACUGGGACGAAGUUUUACCAGGGCAAGAGAUUACGAUGCUACCGGAACACAAACAAGAUUUGUGCAGUGUCCGGAGGGAGAGCUCCAGAAAAGAAAGGAAGUGGUACAUACGGUGUCAUUGCAUGAGAUUGACGUAAUAAAUAGCAGAACUCAUGGGUUUUUGGCACUGUUCUCUGGUGAUACUGGUGAAAUCAAGCAGGAAGUACGCGAUCAGAUAAACAGCAAAGUUAUGGAAUGGCGCGAAGAAAGCAAAGCAGAAAUCAAUCCCGGAGUGCUAUUCAUUGACGAGGCUCACAUGUUGGACAUUGAAUGCUUUUCGUACCUCAACCGGGCUUUGGAAGGCGAAAUGGCCCCAAUAGUUGUUAUGGCUACUAACCGCGGUAUCACCAAGAUUCGUGGCACGAACUAUCGCAGUCCACAUGGGAUUCCGAUCGAUUUGUUAGACAGGAUGAUAAUUAUUAGAACCGUUCCUUAUACUGCAAAGGAAAUCAAAGAUAUUUUAAAGAUUCGUUGUGAAGAAGAAGAUUGCCAAAUAAAAGACGAUGCUUUGAUGGUACUGGGUCGUAUCGCCACCGAGACGAGUCUACGGUACGCCAUUCAAUCUAUUACAACAGCUCACUUGGUCAGUAAACGACGCAAAGCAGCAGAGAUCACAGUGGAAGAUAUAAGAAAAGUGUAUUCAUUGUUUUUGGACGAGAAACGCUCCAGUCAGAUCAUGAAAGAAUAUCAAGAUGAGUACAUGUUCUACGACGAAGAAUUGGCAAAAUCAGAACAAGCCAUGGAGACGAGUUAAGUACUCAAUCAAGUAGAGAGUUGAACGUUCAUGAUAAAUUCCAUAAUUAAUUAAUCUUACGAAUGCUUAUCAAACUAAUUGCUUAAUGACACGAAGAUCAGUUCAACAAGUCAAUAAAAAAAAAC